AUGGCUAAGGUCAAGUACUAUUACGAUCCGAAAACACUCUCGUACCGGAAAAUUGAGAAAGGCCCGGGCUACCGGCUAAAGCAAACCAUGCUUUACAUGGCCUCGGCUGCCCUUAUGGGGAUGGUGUUUUACCUGAUUGCCGACAACUUUAUUGACUCGCCCAAAGAAAAACGCCUGCGCAGAGAGCUGGAAAACAUGAAAAUCCAGUACUCCAUUAUGAAUGAGCGCAUGGAUCAACUGGCCACCGUUUUGCGCGAUUUAGAAGACCGGGAUGACAAUAUUUACCGCGUAAUUUUUGAAGCGGAACCCAUUCCCGCCUCGGUGCGAGAAGCUGGCUUUGGAGGCGCCAACCGCUAUAAAAAACUUGAAGGCUUUGAAAAUUCAGAGCUGAUUAAAGAAACGGCCAAGCGUCUGGAUAAAAUCACCAAACAGCUGUACGUUCAAACCAAGAGCUUUGAUGAAAUUGUUGAGAUGGCCGAUGAUAAAAAUAAGUUUUUGGCCUCCAUUCCGGCCAUACAACCCGUGGCCAAUGAAGAAUUGAAGCGCAUGGCAUCGGGUUACGGUUGGCGCAUAGACCCCUUCACCAAGGCCCGAAAAAUGCACUACGGUAUGGACUUCUCUGCCGAAAUUGGCACCCCGGUUUACGCUACGGGCGAUGGCAUUGUGAAACGAGCGGAUUCGCGCUCCAGUGGAUUUGGACGCCAUAUUCGCAUUGACCAUGGCUACGGCUACACCACCAUUUAUGCCCAUUUAAGUGAGUACAACAUACAG
This is a messenger RNA of Symbiodinium sp. CCMP2456, 771 nucleotides long. Lineage: Eukaryota; Dinophyceae; Suessiales; Symbiodiniaceae. The record is from the annotation of a GenBank genome assembly.